GAAUUUUUUCUCCUCAAGAUAUCAUGAACAUAAAAAACUCCAUUUCUCACACAAGCUUUCACUGCUUCGCGCCUGUGCGAACUCCUUCAUGUUCUCUAUUUUGGUACUGGUCCCAACUGUCCGUGAGGCGUUUCAGCUCGGAUUUGCUUUUGGAGACUCGAGACUUACAAUUUUGUCGCUGAAUUGACUGAAUUAUCACAGGCCCUAUGGGAAAGUACAGUUGGAGUGUUAAAGUUGAUUCUUGGAAUAAUUCAGUAACUCCGUGAAGAAUGAGAGUAUGUUUUGGAUUAUGAAAGUCGAUAUGCAUUGACUAAAGAAUUACUACUGGAAUCUUUUAGCAUGAAGAAUGAAGUACUAUCUGGCAUUAUCCAAAAAAUCCAAAAUCCAACAGUUGCUGAUUACCAAGUCUUGGCAAAUGUUCUCAAAUCUUGUGCUGCCAUAUCAGAUAGAAUAUUGGGGAAAGCUUUGCAUAGUUCUGUCAUUAAGUUAGGCCAUCAUUCUUGUCAAUUUGUUACAAAGGCUUUGCUUAAUAUGUAUGCUAAAUGUAAAGAUCUUGAUGAAUGUCAAAAGCUUUUCAGCCAGAUUAAAUACAGUGACACAGUGACAUGGAAUAUUGUGUUGUCUGGCUUUGCUGGUUCGCGGUUUCAUGAAACAGAGAUGAUAAGGCUGUUCAAUUCAAUGCAAAGAGCGCAUUAUCCUAAGCCAAGUUCUGUCACUAUUGCUAUUGUUAUUCCUGUGCUUGCCCGUGCUGGAGCUUUGGUUGCUGGAAAAAGUGUUCAUUGUUAUGCGAUAAAGCACGGAUUGGAUUGUAAAACACUGGUUUCAUCGAGAAUAAGCUUACGGACAGGGCUUUUGAAUUGUUCAGGUUGAUGUUGAGAGCUUCCAUUCUACCUAAUUAUGCAACUAUUGCAAAUAUUCUUCCUAUCUGUCCUAGUUUAGAAGGGAUAGCUGGUUACCACUUGGGAAGGCAGAUACAUUGUUAUGUUUUUCGACGGGCUGAUCUGCUAUCAGAAGUUACCGUCAUCAAUGCUCUUUUGAGCUGCUACUUGAGGGUUGGAAAUUUUGAAGGAGCAGAGUUUUUGUUCCGGAAUAUGAAAAGUAAAGAUCUGGUAUCUUGGAACUCAAUAAUUGCUGGAUGUGCAGCGAGUGGUAAAUGGUUGAAGACACUGGAUUUUUUCCGUGAAUUCACUAAAGAGAAGAUGAGUGGACCAGACUCUGUUACUCUUGUGAGCAUUCUUCCUGCAUGUCCACAGCUCAAUAACGUGUUGAUUGGGAAGCAGAUCCAUGGCUAUGUAAUUCGUCACCGUUUCCUCCAUCAAGAUACCUCGGUGAUUAAUGCCCUUACAAGCUUUUAUACAAAAUGUGGAAACAUCAAAGAGGCGUUUCACACAUUUUCGUUGACUUCUAACAAAGACGUGAUAUCAUGGAACACUAUGCUUGAUGCCUUAGCAGAAACCCAACUUCACGAAGAAUUUAUUAACUUGUUAAAGGUGAUGUUUGUAGAGGGGAUGGAAGCUGACUCCAUCACAUUAUUGGCUGUGGUGCGCUAUUUUGCUAACAUUUCCAGAAUGGAUAAGGUCAAAGAAGCACAUGGUUUUUCAAUAAGAUCUGGUAUCUUGCUAAGUGAUACUGAACCUACUCUCGUUAAUGCCUUACUUGAUGCAUAUGCAAAGUGUUGCAAUUUGAACUAUGCUAACAGAAUAUUUGAGAGUUUAUCAGGAAACAAGAAUGUAGUCACGUGCAACUCGAUGAUAUCAGGGUUUGUGAAUUAUGGUUUACAUGAAGACGCACAUGGUAUAUUCAAGAGGAUGACCGAGAGGGAUCUUACCACGUGGAAUCUGAUGGUUAGAGCUUAUGCUGAAAAUGAUUGUCCUGAUCAAGCAGUGAGUCUGUUCACUGAGUUACAGCAUCACAAAAUGAGGCCUGAUGCCAUGACCAUUUUGAGCCUCCUUCCUGUUUGCGGUCAAACGGCCUCAAGCAACCUGCUGAAGCAGUGUCAUGCAUAUGUGAUUAGGUCUUUCCUUGAUGACGUUUAUCUGGUUGGAGCUCUCAUAGAUGUAUAUUCGAAAUGUGCUACUCUAGGAUAUGCAUACAAGCUUUUCCAAUCAUCUCCUGCCAAAGAUCUUGUUAUAUUUACAGCAAUGGUUGGAGGGUAUGCUAUGCAUGGAAUGGGAGAAGAAGCACUUGGGAUAUUCUAUCAUAUGCUUGAGCUGGACUUCAAACCAGAUCAUGUUAUAAUAACUACAGUGCUAUCUGCUUGUAGUCAUGCUGGCCUUGUGGAUGAAGGGUUGAAGAUCUUUGAUUCAAUGGAAAAGACGCAUCAAGUCAAACCUAGCAUGGAGCAUUAUGCGUGCGUGGUGGAUCUACUUGCACGUGGAGGCAGAAUUAAAGAUGCAUUUUCCUUUGUGACCCGGAUGCCCUUUAAAGCCGACGCCAAUAUAUGGGGAACACUUCUGGGUGCCUGUAAAACCCAUCAGGAGGUUGAUAUAGGCCGUACUGUGGCAGGUCACCUGCUUCAAGUCAAUGCUAAUGAUAUUGGGAAUUAUAUAGUUAUGUCAAAUCUGUAUGCUGCGAAUGCAAGAUGGGAUGAUGUCCUAGAGAUAAGGAAGUCUAUGAAAACGAGAGAUCUUAAAAAGCCAGUUGGUUGCAGUUGGAUUGAAGUGGAACAGAAGAAAAACGUAUUUGCUGCUGGUGACUAUUCUCAUCCACAGCGAAGAAUGAUAUACGAAACAUUAAGAAUCUUAGAUGAACAAAACAAAGAGCUAUAUCAAUUCUGUACCCUGUUCUUCCCCAGAAAGGUCAAAGCCUGAUAUUGGCAUGCAAGUGUCUUCUUGCUGGUUGGGCAUUUAUACUCCUUUUAUUCUUUUUAAGGAGAAUCCGAUCUCACCGUAAGGCAUCUAAUCAAAACUUUUAUUAGCUGCCAUUUAUUUGACUUAGCCAAUUCUUUGCCAAUUUUUCCUGGCAUUGUUUUUAUUUAACUCCAGCACAUUCGCAGCUCCACUGAGAAGAGGAUUUAUUUGUAGCAGUUUGAGGUGGAUUUGAGUUCUAUUUACUCUUUCUGCUAUGAUGGAAAGAUGGAUGGGGGAAUUCAAGUUUUAGACUUUAUGACUAAUGAGAAAACUAGAUACCUAUUUGAUCAUUUGUGUGCAGUUGUGCGAUUUCGUGUUUCCUGGGCGUUGGAAAGGUUGAGCUCGAAGUUGCGUUUUCUGUGAAUGCUGUUAAUUCAGGUUCGACUUUUUAUUAUCAAGCAGUGUAAUCCUGUUCUUAAUAUUUGUCUUCUUGACAAGAUUACGUAAUGGAGAAUAGUGGUGGAAUGCAGAAUGCAUAAUGCAAACAAGCUGACAUGGGCAAAUAUUUAACUCAUGUGAAUUUGGUGCCUUUACUCUUGGUCUCACUGGCAUACAUGUUGAAUGCUGUUAGUGAGCAGUGUAGUAAGAAUUUUGUCAUCGGUGUGCCUAUUGGUAGUGAACAGUAGUCAAAGAUGACCUGUAUGUGAGGAUUCAUUUAUUACUUUUUUGUCUUAGUUCUUUUUAGGGCUACUUCAUAUAUUACCCGAUUGGAGCAGUUUUGAAAUUUCUGUACAAAAGUAUAUUUGAGCUUAUGUUUAAGUUCAUUGAGCAUGGAGGUCUAAAACUUUGAAAGAUUUUCAUCAAUGUUGGAACAAGAUAAUCGUUAUUCUUGUUUGAUUGUUUAGAGUCUUUCAUCAACUGGUCAUGAAAGAUUUAAUUGUA
Messenger RNA from Nicotiana tabacum (common tobacco), 3731 nucleotides. The record is from RefSeq and is a predicted model, not a curated record. NCBI's taxonomy places the organism in Eukaryota, Viridiplantae, Streptophyta, Magnoliopsida, Solanales, Solanaceae.